UGGGUGAUCAAGUUGAUAACGUAUAUGAACUACCAAUGGAAGACCUGAAUGCAUCAAACCACGAAUAUAGUAUCCCAAUUAAUGUGUGGAAUGAUAAACUUACUGACCUAUAUAAAGCAAGUAGGACAAGAGAUAAAUUAUUUGUGGUAAUGACAGUAAUGCAGUUGAUUUGUUUAUCAGUUGCAGUUGCAUUCAUUGUCAUGCAUUUCAAUGGAGACAAUGGACAAAAGGGAGAACAAGGAAGACCAGGAGAAUCAGGAAAAAAAUGGACUUGUUUGGAUGGACGGGAACAGUAUAUGGGCAGUUGCUAUUACUUUCAUUUCAGAUCAAGAAAGACAUGGAGUGCGGCAAACGAUGACUGUCAUAGAAAAGGAGGAUUUCUUCUAAAAAUAGACAAUGCCGUUGAAAAUUGGUUCUUAAAAACAUAUAUCAAAUACCACAAUCCAAAUUCUGUUUGGAUUGGAGCACACGAUUCUGAGCAAGAAUCAAAUUUCAUAUGGGAAUCCGACAAUACAAAUCUUACCUUCACGGACUGGUUUCCUGGUGAACCUAACGAUGACAACAAUGAGGAUUGUGUACACAUGCGUAAAUCGGUUAACUACAGAUGGAAUGAUUAUCAAUGUUCAGAAAGAACAUCAUAUAUUUGUGAGAAAAAAUGAAACUCAUUAUGCUUCACUCACCUUUGCAUUUAAAUAAUAUCAUAAUAAUACCUUAUAUAUCA
Mytilus californianus (California mussel) is the source of this 721-nucleotide messenger RNA. RefSeq names its product perlucin-like protein. Lineage: Eukaryota; Metazoa; Mollusca; Bivalvia; Mytilida; Mytilidae. Gene Ontology annotation, molecular function: signaling receptor activity. Bases 36 to 659 code for a protein of 207 amino acids. The transcript has 5 exons. The record is from RefSeq and is a predicted model, not a curated record.